CCCGUAUGAAACCAUCAUGGCUGCCACUCGCUGAGCUGUCAAGCUCUCCACAAAAGAAAAGAAAUCUGAAGAAUUAAAACAUGGAUUCGGGGGACAUUUGCGCAGCUACCUCCAGAGGAGAUAAUAAACGGCGUGUCAACAAAAAGAAUAGAGAUUGGCAUAAACGGCCCCACCUCAGGAACUCUGUCGUUCAGCCCCCAACUAUGCAAAGUGAAGAUAAGCGUGGACCAAAGAAGAUAGCAGAGGGGUGGGAGCAAAGCACAGUGUGGCCUUCAUCAAAGAAGCCCCCCCAGGAAGCACAGCAGGGACAGCACAGGAUUAACGACAAUGGAAAUACACUCAGGUUUACAUGCUCACAAUGCAGGGACAAAUCUGAAUAUGUUCCCAAAGACUUAGUGAAACACUUCAAGGUAAACCACCGAGGGAGCCCACCUGUUUUUUCCUGUCAUACGUGUACUUUCAGUACGCAUGAGCUCUCCUACCUUCAGGUUCAUCAAUUAAGCCACAUGGACACUUUUUCUUGUUGUGGCAUUUGUAAAGACAACAUUCAGCGCACAUGGCCUGAAUUCACUGCACAUUUGACUAUGUAUCACAGCCAAAAUGGCAGAUAUUCAUGUGAAAUGUGUCAGAAAUUCUCCACAGGCGAUGUUCAAGUUUUUUUAGGGCACAUGUAUGAACAUCAUUUUGGACUGGAGGAAGGUAAUUAUAUUUCUCUGCGCACAAGGGGCAGGAACAAGUUAGGUUCGAAAACUAAUUCUCAAUCUUUACGAUGUCAGCAUUGUGGCUUUGAGGCAUCUCAGAAAUGGUUGCUUACUAAGCACGUCAAAGCUGUCCACCUUGGCCAAAAUCAGAGACAGAAGAAGAAGCCAGACGAGGUCAAUCCCAUUGCAAUGAAACCAAAUGACCCUAUCCCAAAAAUGAAGCCUAGAUUAACAAGAAGUGCAGUUAAGGAAAUGUGUUGGCUGACACAGGACUGCCUCUCUCUGCCAGGGAAAGAGUUCCUGGAUAAAUACUGCCAUCUGUCAGAUCCCCAAACAACACUUGAGGAGACUCAACAGUUUUUGAUGGAAUCUGUUGCCGGAGAAACUGGCGGGCAGAAAUGGUCCAAGGCUCUUAAAACCGUUUUUUCAAAUGUACCUCAAGAUAUAAAUCUUUACCCAAAGUCAGAGAAUGGCAUUGUGUCCAAUUCGUCAGAUCUCGCCUUCCUGACCGCCAAGAACAAGAUGACCGUGGCUCAGAACGGUAAACGGUUGAAAAUGAUGACAUCGUUAGACAAGGAAACUCAUUCCCCUGAAAGUGCUCCUGAUGAUACUCGUAGAGUAGUUGAUCAAAAUGGAUGUCAGUCCAAUUUGAGUGAUCAAUCACUUUGUCCACAGACCGAAACCAAACUAAAUGACAUGUUGCCAGCGCAGUGCGAGCCAUCCGCGUGUGCUCAAAUGCAGGAAAACCGAGAGAAUCAGGGAAUAAAGAGAGAUCAGGAAAUGGAGGAUAAUAUAAAAAAACCUGAGGAGCCUAUGCAUGAAGACAGGAAUAAUAUCUCCUGUGAGCUCCAGCCGACGAAUGAGAGCAAAGAGCAGACAUCCAUUCAUAAAGUCUUACCAAAUAAUAAGAGGCGAAGGCGGAAAAGAAGGGCCAGAUCUAAAAAAGCGGCUAAAAGAUCAUCUGGGUCUGUGUUAAAGAUAGUGUUGAAGAAGAACCCAGUGAAAGGGAGGCAGUGGGUGACACAAAGCUCUUUGUCUCCAUCAGGAUGUGGUCAGACGGAUGGACCACCCAACUGUCAUGAACAAUUAGAGGAGUUUCUCCAAAAUACGCUGCUCACUGAAGAACACCAGCAAAAAAUGACCAAAGCUUCUGAUACGGACGACCUUUCUAAAGCCAUCACUCAAAAUCCUCAGCCAAAGCAAGGGGAAGAACUGACUCCGAGUUGUGCUGCAAAGACAACGCAGUCUAAAAAUACAGACGGAAAUACACCUGUCGAGCUCAAGGGCUUGCCGCCGAUGCAUCAAGAGAGCCGACAUGAGUCUGACAAGCCACCGGAUGCAGAAGUUGAAGAGGGCAGUGCAGUUUGUGAGACGGGUCAGAUAAAUUCAAGAGUAGCAGCUGGGACUGAAGAGGAGAUCUGUCCCGGGAACGCUCAUCCUCACACAUCCGGCAGUAACACGGACACUCCUCACAGCAGCUCCACAAGGCCAUCCCCUGUUUCCCAACCCGUAAUUGCAGCACAGGGUAAAGUCCCCCAUACAGAUGUAAGCCAUGCUCUCUCUUCAGAAGACAGUGUUGAGGGGGUGAGAGUCAGUGAAGCGCCUGCUGACCUCCACCUUGAUUUCCUCAGCCACUUGUCUUCAAGUGAAGCCAUCUUAACGGACCCCAUAGCAGCCUCUGGGAAUCGAUGGCUGCCAAAGGACCACGAGAGGACCCUGAAGCUAGUAGCCAUAAAUCCAUCUCAGCUGGUGAAGCGUCCAUCAGGAGACCAGCCUGUCGUGGUGCUAAAUCACCCAGACGCCGACAUCCCCGAGGCCACCAGGAUCAUGAAGGUCAUCAACAGGUACAGAGGGGAGGUGCAGAAGGUCGUUCUGUCACAGAGAACCCUGAGCGCUCUCGCAGCCGCGGGCAGUGAUUCAAAUGCCAUACCCGAUACCACGAGGCACGCUGAAAACUCCGUACAGGAGAGAUUCGUGUUGAAAUUGAAACUCCGUCGGUUGAGCAGGAAAAAGUACGAAGUGGUCGGAGCUGCGGCUCCCAGAAGGGAUGCUCGGAAGGAGUUCCGCUGCUGGUUUUGCGGCAGGGUCUUCACGUGUCAGGAAACAUGGAUGGUCCAUCGGCAGCGGCAUCUGAUGGAGUGGAAAGGGCCGAAGUGUGAAAACUCUUAAACGUCGCGUACACUGGAUUCAAAACUAAAGAAAGUCUGGAAAUUAAAGACUUGUUGCAAUACAGCAAUGGACAUAGAAAAAGCCAGUCUCCGUUUUUUUAACAGUCUUAAUUAUGAUUGGUUGGUUUUGAGGAGAAAUCACACCUCGUGGAGGGUUCUCAGGGUGAACAUUUACCUGUAGCUCGAUACACACGCUGUACAUUAGGGAUUAUUCGGAUCACCACAAGGACGUGGUGUGGAUAAUUUAGUCUUUUUUUAUGGUUUGAAUCUUUUCAACAAAAUAGCUUUAUUUAAGAUGAUUUACGUACACUGUCUAACGGAUAUUUUAUAGAACACUGUAACAUGUUAAUUUGCCAUACCAUCUGACUUGUAUGAAUCAGUUAAUGUACGGGUAGGCUCUACAGUGUGGUAGCUAUCAUAUUUAUGUUUUUUGAAUGGGACGCGGAGACCUACAAUUUUCUCAGAUAUACCAAAACUGUGCGUUUAAAAACAAAAAAAGGCAAUAAGCUGUUGUAUUCAACAUUUAUUUAUGACUCUUUUAUAACCUUAUGCUUUUUAUUUUGCGCCAUUGAAAUAGGCGUGUUUGUAAAAUCUUUGUAUAAACUCCAAAUGAUCUUAGAAUAAGAGUAUUAUCUGUAUAAUGUAUAUGUUCCUGCAGCGGAUUGUCCCUAAAGUCACGAUUAAUUUAAACUUGUGUUUUGUGAGGUCGGUGGAUAAAUUGCUGAAAUCUUUUUUUAUAUCUGGAAUUUAAAAGACCUAGAUGAUUUGAUCUCGAUAUUUUUAUUUUCCCUCUCUCAAUGAGUUUCCUAUUUUGACUUGAAAUGAUAAUCUUAUCUUUUAAUUGCACUAUGAAAGGAGGAUUUAUAUUUCCUGUUACCUCGCCCUUAUCAGACCGAAGCUUUUGACAAUCUCACCUGCUGUGUCCUGCUGUGCUCAACAUUUCCGUAUGCAGCCAUGAUCCCUCAGUAUUCACAGCUAGGGGACAGGAUGUGUGUGUGUUGGAAUAAUUGUGCCCUGUUUCUGGAGAGCACACUUCAGUGUCAUUAACUCACUGUGUAUAUGUCCUUUUCGUUCUUCAAUUUAGACAAAAGAUUUAUAAUUGUGUAUAUAGUCCAGAUAGAGGUACUGUAAAAUACUGCCUGAGUUUCACCAAGUGCCUAGGAAUUGUUAUUAUGCAAUAAAUGUGCAUGAGGAGGAUAGUUUGUCGGUCCCUGGUGGCUUUUUACAAUGACUGGAAAAGAUGUGAGCCCAGGUAUUAUACAAGACAAGAACCUCAUUUUAUUAAAAAAUAUACAACCUUGUA
Messenger RNA from Eleginops maclovinus (Patagonian blennie), 4172 nucleotides. RefSeq names its product zinc finger protein 518A. The record is from RefSeq and is a predicted model, not a curated record. NCBI's taxonomy places the organism in Eukaryota, Metazoa, Chordata, Actinopteri, Perciformes, Eleginopidae. The transcript is spliced from 3 exons. Bases 81 to 2870 code for a protein of 929 amino acids.